Messenger RNA from Carassius gibelio (silver crucian carp), 1522 nucleotides. Its product is annotated as cytochrome P450 2J6. The record is from RefSeq and is a predicted model, not a curated record. Bases 159 to 1328 code for a protein of 389 amino acids. Gene Ontology annotation, molecular function: heme binding; iron ion binding; oxidoreductase activity, acting on paired donors, with incorporation or reduction of molecular oxygen, reduced flavin or flavoprotein as one donor, and incorporation of one atom of oxygen. Lineage: Eukaryota; Metazoa; Chordata; Actinopteri; Cypriniformes; Cyprinidae. Gene Ontology annotation, biological process: xenobiotic metabolic process. The transcript has 7 exons. Gene Ontology annotation, cellular component: cytoplasm; intracellular membrane-bounded organelle.
AUGUUUAGAACCUUGCUGGCUUAGCAGUAAAAACUACAUAAAAACAUGAUCUGGCACCUCAAACUCCAACUCCCACUGUCUCCUCCCACUUUCGCUCUGUUUUUAUAAAGCUCACGGUCGUCUGCUGCUCAUGUCUGUCUUGGAAUGAAUCUGUCACCAUGUGGACGACUCUUAUGAAGCUAGACUUGGCCUCUGUUGGCAUUGCUCUAUCUCUGGGCUUAAUUUCUGUAGUUCUGUUUGAGAUCUUCAGGAUGAAUUCCUACAGAUCUCGAACUCCUCCUGGUCCCAGACCUCUGCCUUUUGUGGGAACCAUACCAUAUUUGUUGAAGAACCCAAUGGAGUUCAUAAGAUCGUUAUCUCAGUAUGGAGAGAUGGCCACUGUGUAUCUUGGGAGAAAGCCAGCGAUAAUCCUCAAUACAGUCCAGCUCGUGAAAGAAGCCCUGGUCCAAAACGCUUCAUCUUUUUCAGGAAGGCCAUAUAUACCACUUAUAUCCUGGAUCACUGGUGGAUUCGGUAUAAUAUUUGUCACCUUUGGUGACGCCUGGAGGCAACAGAGACGGUUUGCUCUUCACACGCUCAGGAACUUUGGUCUGGGAAAGAAGUCUGUCAAUGAACGAGUGACAGAGGAAAGCAGAUACCUGGUUCUUGAAAUGCUCAAAUCGGAAGGCAAGCCUUUCAACAUUCAACAUACAACACAGAAUGCCGUUUCCAACAUUAUCUGUUCCAUCGUGUUUGGGGAUCGUUUCGACUAUGAUGACAAGCGAUUUGCAUACCUUCUGAAAAUCCUGAAUGAAAACAUCUUUCUGACAGGGUCAGUUGUUGGACAGGUGUUUAACUUGCUUCCCAUCAUCAAAUAUUUCCCAGGGCCACAACAGAAAGUCUAUCAGAGCGCUGAAGAGUUGAAGGCUUUCAUCAGGGAAGCGGUCCGAAAUCACAGAGAAACUCUGGAUCCAGACAGUCCACGGGACUUUAUAGAUGCCUACCUGCUAGAGAUUGAGAAAGGCACCCAGAUAUUAAUUAACUUAACAGCGAUUUUAACUGAGAAGGAGCACUGGAAGUUCCCAGACACUUUUAACCCAGAGAAUUUCUUAGAUGACAGUGGAAAUUUCUUCAAACCUGAGUCUUUCCUCGCUUUCUCCUUGGGUCCGAGGGUCUGUCUCGGCGAGACCCUAGCUAAGACGGAGCUGUUCCUCUUCAUCACUUCUCUCUUACAGCGGAUUCGUUUCUCCUGGCCACCUGGUGUGAAGUGGCCAGACAUGAAUGGGGUCGUCGGUGCAGUCCGCUCUCCAGAGCCGUUUGACAUCAUCUGCCACAGCAGAGGAUCCUAAGAGUACACUUUCCAAGUUUACAUAGCUAUUAUAACUCAACUAAUGUUAAUAGUUUUAGCUCUGGGACGAAAUUAUACUCUAGUUUAAUAGUUAUGAUUUAAAAAAAAAUGACACAUAUGCUAUACUCAUUGUAAGAUACUGAAUCCGAUUUCACAAUAAAUUACUUUAGUGGUGUAAAACCACUGUGACACUGA